UAAUAAUAAUAAUGUGAUAUAUGUUUUACGGUUGAAACUUGAUAUUCGGAAAGUUGGUUAGAAAAACGUAUGGCAUUGAGGGAGGCAUGAGAACAUUCUGUUAACCAUCAUCUCCGAGCAUGGCGUGCCGUAGAAGGCAUGGAAUUACCAGGUCUUCCACGUUCAAAGAAGAGAUCUGUCGUCCUCCUGUUGACACAGCGACCGCCUCCUCCUCCGCUCCCUCGUCGCCAGUGGCCUCCAAGAAGAACCAUCGGGACUCUCCUCUCUCCUCCGGUUAUGUUAAUUCGCCGUUUCAACACAGAUCCAAGGUAGCGAUUGCAACAGCUGCUAAAGCGAAACUACUACUUCGAGGGAUUAAAACUGUAAAAGCCGAUUUAGCAUUUGCAAAAGAAAGAAGUUGCCAGCUAGAAGAAGAAAAUAAAAUGCUUCGAGUGGCUCAUGAAAAGCAGGGGCGGAUUUAGAGCCUUUUUACGGGUUCCCAGGAACCCAGUCGAUUUGGAAAAAAACGUUUUUUUUAGUGUAAAUCUUGUAUGAUUUGGAAAAAAACGU
This is a messenger RNA of Helianthus annuus (common sunflower), 549 nucleotides long. RefSeq lists its product as uncharacterized. The transcript is spliced from 2 exons. The record is from RefSeq and is a predicted model, not a curated record. The coding region runs from base 120 to 461 and encodes 113 amino acids. Lineage: Eukaryota; Viridiplantae; Streptophyta; Magnoliopsida; Asterales; Asteraceae.